Messenger RNA from Melitaea cinxia (Glanville fritillary), 879 nucleotides. RefSeq lists its product as uncharacterized. The record is from RefSeq and is a predicted model, not a curated record. NCBI's taxonomy places the organism in Eukaryota, Metazoa, Arthropoda, Insecta, Lepidoptera, Nymphalidae. The transcript has 3 exons. Bases 1 to 879 code for a protein of 292 amino acids.
AUGCUCAGACAGAGCUUGGUACAACUGGAGCAGGUGUCCCUAUCUCCGAAAGAUAAAAGAGUAUGUGGAUGGAUCGUUAGAGGGAUAAUAGCGCAAUGUGUAUUGGUGUUUGCUGGAGCAGCAACGAUAGAUUUCUGCGUGUGGUCUCCAGAACAUUCUUCGCACGACUACGACAAGCUAGCCAGAAUAAUGUAUCUUUACGACCCCGACGCCUGCGGUUACAAUCUUCGAGCGUCGAGCUCUAUAUGGAAUUUGAAAUUUAAUAACGACACGCGGGUUAUGAAUAUACGGCCUAUUGAAUGGAUUCCAGCCGUCGUGACUGUAUCUACUCGACUCUCAGCUAAAACUAGAAAAUACGUUAGACUAAGCGUCUAUGUCCAUUCUAUGUGGAUAUCAGUAGCAAUUGCUUUGCAAAUGUUCAAGUCAACGACUAAACUACGCUUUCUCAAACUUCUUCUCGACACAGUCUUCUAUUUUAGCGUCUUUGUCAUCGUCUAUGAUUUGUCAAUGGCUAUUGUCUACGUUGCUCACAUACAACAGAGCCUGACAAAAGGAAUGAUUCUGAGGUACAGUGGUUGGAGCGUAGAAAUGAAGAUAAAACGUUAUGAUGACUUCGGUGGUUGGCUACCGAUCAUCGCUUGCAUUUGCUGGAUGAGGGGAGUUUUCGUCCUCGCUCUGAAUGUCUAUUGGUGCAGGAUUCUUCUUUUUGUUAGACGUAGGAUCAGAAAAAGUGAAGUGAGAACUAGAUUGACAUUAGAAGAAAACUUUCCUAUACCAGAGCCGAAAUACCAAGAACCGUUUGAUGAUAAAGUACUUUAUUAUAGAGCGGGAGAAUUCAAGCCAAUAUCUAAGAAGUCCUACAGAUCAAUAUUUUUUUAA